This is a messenger RNA of Eutrema salsugineum, 1334 nucleotides long. RefSeq lists its product as uncharacterized. The transcript has 2 exons. NCBI's taxonomy places the organism in Eukaryota, Viridiplantae, Streptophyta, Magnoliopsida, Brassicales, Brassicaceae. Gene Ontology annotation, molecular function: protein binding. The coding region runs from base 238 to 1113 and encodes 291 amino acids. The record is from RefSeq and is a predicted model, not a curated record.
AUCAACCUCUUUUCUUCUUCUUCUUCUUCCUCUUUCUUCUUCAUCAAAACAUUUUUAUAUUAAUCUCAACAUCUCCUAAAAUCUUUAAUUUAUCCGAAGAAGGAAGAGGCUAGAGAAUCACUUAAUUUCCUAUUAAUCGGGGGUUUCAAUUUGCAUUCGAUCCUUUAUUUUUUCAAAAAAAAACUUCUAAUUUUAAUCUUACAAAACCUAAAAAAUCCUGCAAGUUUUGGCGGCAAAAUGUCGAUCGGAGAGAGAUCGCCGACGAGUAAAGUGAAGUUCAUGUGCAGUUUUGGCGGCAAAAUCCUCCCAAGACCUUCCGAUGGCGUUCUUAAAUACGUUGGUGGCGAGACUCGCGUCAUCGCCGUAUCUCCUGACAUCUCCUUCUCCGAACUCAUGAAGAAACUAACGGAAAUCACAGAGAACAACAACAUCCUCAAAUACCAAAUCAUCCCAGAAGAUCUCGACGCGUUAGUCUCCGUAAAGUCCGACGAAGAUCUGAAACACAUGAUGGAAGAAUACAACCGUCACGAGACUCCGAAACUCAGAACGUUCUUGUUCCCAGCAAACCCAAUGGUUCUCGAGAAUCAAUUAGGUCCAAUCGAGCCACAAACGAUUGAGCAACGAUACAUCGAAGCAAUCAAUGGCAUUCUCCGUACACCCACAAUAAAAAGUCCUAUUCUUCCUCAUCUUCGCGCUCCGAUCAAUACACGACCUUCUUUCACCGUCUCUGCUUGCUCAUCUCCCAAAUCAGAAUCAUCACCAGAUGGAUGCAGUCACGAGCAACAGCCUGAGAUUGGUAGCUACCAAUUGAGCCGGCUUUAUCCAAUGCAUAAAGUACAGAGCAGUCCAAACAUUUCACAACAGUUGCAGCAGCCACAAAACUAUCACUACCAUAAUGGUUACUUUCAGCAACCUAACUACUUGACUUGUAGGCUUCGACCACCACCACCAACACCAUUAGAUCUCCCUAGAGGGACAGGAUGGGAUCCACCGGGUCAGGCGCAUAACUCUGGUGGUGGUAAUGGAAAGUGCGGGUGCAAUGAGGAACGUAGGUACUGGGGAAGAGCAAGUAGUGUUCCUCAAAGUCCUAGGAAUCACGGACUUCGUCUCUGAUAUUGAUGCGUAACAUUUUGGAGCCAUUUGUGUGUAUAUAUUCGGUCUUGUGUUUUGUACAGUUUCAACUCUGUAGGUAUCGAAACAUGGCUCAUGAUUUGCUGAAGGAGAAUGAAUGAAUGUCUAUUACUUUAUGAAAGCAGCAAGAGGUUUGGUUUAUUGUACAUGUUUUGUAAAUCUGAGGAGAAGUUUUGCUCCAGAACAUGACUUCACUUAUGUGU